This is a messenger RNA of Rubroshorea leprosula, 985 nucleotides long. NCBI's taxonomy places the organism in Eukaryota, Viridiplantae, Streptophyta, Magnoliopsida, Malvales, Dipterocarpaceae. The record is from the annotation of a GenBank genome assembly.
AACCAGAUCUGGGUUUUCUCUCAAACUUCAUCUUCUUCCUCCUUUCCUCCUCCUUCCUCCUUUCCUCCUCCUUCCUCCUUUCCUCCUCCUUCCUCCUUUCCUCCUCCUUCCUCAUCCUUCUUCUUUCUUCUUCUUAUUCUUUCUUUCUCUCUCUUCUCCUUCUUCUUCUUCUCUCAAACCCAGAUCUGGGUUUUUCUCAAACCUAGAUCUGGCAUUUCAGCAACCUCGCUUGCUCGUGGCACUGCUACUUCGACGGCUCAAGCUGGACACCGUAAUUCCCUAGCGGCCCAAGAAGAAGGUGGUGGUUGUAAUGGGGCCGACCAGAGCCGCCAAGUCACGGCUCUCCAUCGAACUCGCCACCUUGUUUCCGGUGGAGAGCAUAAACUCAGACAAAAUACAAGUGCAUGAAGGACUGGACAUUGUCAUUGUCACCAAUAAAAUAACAGAGGAAGAACGAAAAAGAGUUCCCCACAAACCUAGGCUCCGAAUCGAGUCUCUGCUAAGGAUUCUGUGAUGGGUCGCGAGAGCAAUUCGACGAUUGUCACCACGGCCAACGGGAAGAUAAGGACCACGACAGUGACAGCUCUUGCACCAGGAUUUCAAUUCCACCCGAUUGAUGAAGAGCUGGUCAACGACUACCUCAAGAGGAAGAUUUUGUCUAAACCCGUGAGGUUUAAUGCCAUUGGUGAGGUCGAUAUCUACAAGCACGAGCCUUGGAACCUCGCGGGUAGUCUUCUAUUUCUCCCUUUUAUCUAUCUGCUCAUUUCCCAUUUGUGUUUGCUCUUCUGCUUGUUUAUUGUUCUACCAUGCUCCGAUAUGCUUCUUUGAGUUUCUGCUUCUCCACGCCCAGAUUUCGAUACAGCGUCCGGGUCUGCUCGACCCGAUUACUGGUUCGGUAAUGUUUCAUAAGGUUGAAUGAGAGGGAUCUAAUGUUGAUGGAGGAGAUUAUACACGCCACCAAAAAGGGUACCAGGUUGUUGGACAU